AUCGGAUUAUUAGCUUGUAUAAUUAGGAGUUUUCUUGAAAAUCGAUCCAAAGAAAACAUGUUGAAGCUGCUGAUUGCGUUGUCCGCCAUGUUGGCACUGGCCGCUGCCCUCGGGGAUUACCACCAGGUGGAGCACAAGCACAUUCCGAUUGUGCACAGUGAGCUGGUGCAGAGCAAUGACGGCAAAUUCCGGUACUCGUACGAAUCGGCUAACGGAAUCCAGGUCCAAGAGGAAGGCCACGUGAAGAAUUUGGGCUCGAAGGAUCACGAAAUAAACGUUGCUCAUGGAUCGUACUCGUACGUUGAUCCUCAUGGAGUUCCGGUGUCGGUUAGCUAUAUUGCCGAUGAGAAUGGAUUCCAGGUUAAGGGAUCCCACAUCCCAGUUCCUCCUCCGCUGCCUCAUGAGCUAGUCGAAGCCUAUGCCAAGGUUGGAAGCCAUCCGGAGGCUCAUCAUGAUGAGCCGGAGGGUUAUGGGGAUAUCUAAGAAGCAUCCCGAUAGUCGAUUUGUUGUGAAUACCAAAAUGUGAUAUAUUCUC
This is a messenger RNA of Uranotaenia lowii, 535 nucleotides long. RefSeq names its product cuticle protein CP14.6-like. The transcript is spliced from 2 exons. Gene Ontology annotation, molecular function: structural constituent of chitin-based larval cuticle. Lineage: Eukaryota; Metazoa; Arthropoda; Insecta; Diptera; Culicidae. The record is from RefSeq and is a predicted model, not a curated record. Gene Ontology annotation, cellular component: chitin-based extracellular matrix. Bases 58 to 483 code for a protein of 141 amino acids.